AUGGCUUUGAGGUGCAAUACCAGCCUGGAGACCAUAACCCUGCUGACUAUUUCUCCCGACACCCUGUUGAGGUACCAAAAGAAGAUCUCCAACGCUCGACUGAAGAGUUUGUUUGCCUCACCUUGGAAACAGCCCGGCCUAACACUGUCCUUUGACGAGGUUCGAGCAAGUGCGGACAGGCUUUACACGGCCAUUGCGGAAGCCAUCGACAACAAUACCUGGCAUCGACUGACAAAGGAGUUCCCCUCCACAAGAGACACAGAGGAGAUCAAUAAACUCACGAAAGUGAGAGAGCAGCUCUCCACACAGACCAACAUCAUCCUUCAGGGCACAAGGAUCCUGAUACCCAGACCUCUAUGCAUACGUGCAGUGCAGCUGGCUCAUGUUGGCCAUCAGGGUAUGGUAAAAACAAAACAGCUUCUACGCACAAAGGUGUGGUUCCCAAAAAUGGACAGUCUCUGCACCGAAACCAUCCAGGCCUGUGUUCCAUGUCAAGCCUGUGACGAGAGGUCGCACCAAGAACCCCUCAGCAUGACAAAACUUCCUGAGCGACCCUGGGCAGAGAUUGCUAUCGACCUUCAUGACCCCUUGCAGUCAGGAAAAUACCUGCUUGUUAUCAUUGACGAGCAAUCUCGCUUCCCAGUGCUGGAGGUGGUUCGGUCAACAUCCGCCAAACAGAUACUUCCAAGACUCCGCAAGACUUUUGCUCUCUUUGGGACACCAGACGUGGUUAAGUCCGACAAUGGUCCACCCUUCAACGGCAAGGACGUGGCAUCUUUUGCUGCAGAACUGAACUUUCACCACAGAAAAGUGACUCCAUAUUGGCCUCAAGCCAACGGCACUGUAGAGAGGUUUAUGAGGCCUCUUGUGAAACUCAUCCAGACCGCUCACAUAGAGGCCAAGGAUCUCGAGAUGGAACUGGACGCAUACCUUGCCAGUUACCGGCAGACUCCCCCCCUCACCACAGGCUGCACACCAUACGGCAUGAUGUUUGGAAGGGUUGCCAAAGGUCUACUGCCCACUGUUACACCACCAGAAUGUCAGCAAACAGAAACACAAGAUCAUCAAAAAAAAAAGAACAUCAAGGCUUAUGCUGAUCAACGCAGACGGGCACACCAUCGCGAAUUCUCUGUGGGGGAGGGAGUCAUCAAAAAGCGCGAAACAAGAAGGAAACAUCAAUCAGUAUACGACCCAGAACAACUGACAGUCAUCGCCACAAAGGGAAACACAAUCAUCGCUGCAAGCAAAGAAAGGAAAAAAAGUUUGCCGAAACAAGACGUUCUUCAAGAAGCUGCCAAUGCCCAACUACGUUGGAGGGCCAGAAUCAGUCCCAGAGAUGAUGAUGAUGAUGCCCAGGCAGGCAACUUUACAGUCGUCAAGUCGUCCACAUCAGCGGCGGACAAGGCCGAAAAGACUCGUGGAACAGUGUUAGCCUCUUGCAGACUGCCUCCAAAUAGGGAGAGAUGUAGUGUCUAG
Molecule: messenger RNA, 1476 nt
Organism: Ixodes scapularis (black-legged tick)
Lineage: Eukaryota; Metazoa; Arthropoda; Arachnida; Ixodida; Ixodidae
Exons: 1
Coding region: 1-1476 (491 amino acids)
Biological process (GO): DNA integration
Molecular function (GO): nucleic acid binding
Source: RefSeq, a predicted model, not a curated record